CACCCCAGCCACAAUUCUCCCCUGACAAGUAAAGAACAGUCCCACAACCAGCAGCGACCACACUGCAGACCACAUCACUCCACAGCCUGUAGGACUUUACGAGGAGCACGUUAAUGCAUCACAGGGUAGUGCUGUAUUCGGGACUGUCGAUGAUCUCAGUCACAGGUGAAAGGAAAAGUACAGCGCAUAUCUACGAGGGACACGGAUCUGGAAACAAGUUUACCUGCUUGAGCUUUUUUCAUAUUUGAUUUCGUGGUACAGUGUUUCUGCUCGGCGCACCGACGAAACCAUGAAGUGGCUCCUCGUGUUAAGCGUCCUAUUAUCGUGUACAGGAAUGUCUGUGAGUUCCUCCUGCACAGUCGAGAUGAGCCCUUCAAGUGCUGUGGUGAAAUUUGGAGAUCCCCUCUCAGCCAACUGCAGCUCAUCAUCCAACCAGACAGCAUCAAUGGGCUGGGAGUCCAUAUUCGAAACAGUAGGACUUCAAAAAGGGGUGUCAUCUGUUCUCUUUAAAGUAGACUAUGUGGUACAUUGGGAUGUUGGACCAAUGUGCUUCAUCAAUCUCCAUGAUGGUACUCAGUGUGUAGAAUCCCUACCAGUCACUGUGUACAAACUGCCAGACAGUGUGUCGAUGACUCAGCCGGGUCAAUUGGGCCCCAUGAUCGAGGGUGAGAAGUAUCGCAUGUGGUGUGACAUUGUUAAUGUUGCACCAGUAGCAAAUGUCUCUGUGCACUGGUAUAAAGGGGAUCAGAUCAUCUAUACGGAGAAACAUGAGGGGUCCACUCCAUAUCCAGACAAUAUAUUGUCUGCCUUCGAUCUGACCGCCCAAAGAGGAGACAAUGGAACUCAGUUCUGGUGUGAAGCAAAGCUGGACCUUUUGCCACCAGUACCAAAUAUGCCCACGGUCCAAUCAAAGCCACAAGAAGUGAUUGUACUGUACUCCCCCGCCUUCACCCAGCCUGAAAAUGAGACGCUGGAAAUCUCAGAUGGUACUAAAAUCAUUUUAGAUUGCACUGCUACAGGAAACCCAACGCCGGUAUACAGCUGGCAUUUCCCACAUUCAGUACAACGGACAAAUACAAAGCAAGAUGAGAGUCAAGCCAUUCUAACCCCGUCCUUUGAGCUUCCAGGGACCUACCACUGCACAGCGUCAAACACCCAGGGCACCAUGACCAAAUAUUUCACUGUCGUCGAAGGUCCAAGGGAUCGCACAACCUUCGCAGCCUUGGUUGGAGGAUUUACGGCCCUGGGAGUCCUGCUCCUCAUCAGCGGUGUUUUUUUUGUGACACCUGAAGGAACGUUUUCUUGCAACAAAGGCAGCUAUCUCAAAGGACAGCCUACCUCAUCGGGACCUGUAUGAGGACAACUUUUUUUUAACUUAAAUUUAGCAUGGCUUUGUGAUGAACAUGGUGCCUUUUUUAAUGUUUUUUUUUUGUGCUUGGAUAUCACUUCUUUAAGGCGUGUGAGCAUGAUCUGCUCUGCGUGCUCAGUUGGCGGACUUCUGCUUGCGCUUGGCCGCUGCAGCUUUAAGAAUGCAUAAUCCUAUCAACUGUCUUUGAAGUGCCGCUCAUCAAUAUUGUUUUACUAACAAGUUAUUAUGUUAUUUAGGAAAAAAACAGGAUACACCGAUAAUGAGAGAGCACAUUAACAUACACUGCAGUAGCCUGGUUACUGUAAAUGUGUGUAUUCCUGCAGCACAGCCCCAAAAUAAUAUCUGGAAGCAUAACUCACUUAUUUUAAGUUUUGUAAUGAUGCUACUUCCUGACUGCUUCGCCCCGCAUUUAGACUUCUACAGGCUACUUUGAGUUUCAGUUUUAGUCUGACUUAAGAUGGCAUUAUUUUGUACUCUCCUUUCAUUGUGCCACUGUGGUGUCACAGCAGUGCGCUUUCGCUGUCUGAAAUCUGUGUCCUAACAAUGUGCAAAUAUAAAAAGCUGACUUUAAUCUGGUUACAUGGGUGCAUGCAAACACUCUGACUGAAUCAAAUUACUGUGGUACCCAGGAGCAUUAAUGCAAACCUCUAAUUAGCUCUUUAAGCUGUUUUUGUUUUGUGGCCAGCAAAUUUGCUGCAUGGGUCAAUCUGAGCUGCUCUCAUCAGCCACCAGCAGGAAGUGGUUUCCAGCAAAACCCACUGUAUGCUGCCUUUCCAGCUCCCAAGCAACUAAUGAAAUCUGAACAUGGAAAGACAUGAGAGUGGACACAAUACAUUUAUAAGCACAUUAUAGGUAAGGACAGUGGGUUUGACAGCUUGUUGGAAAGUUCUGCCUGCAUGUGGCCAAAAAACUAACGCUUGGGUUAUGCCUUUGGUCAGUCAGUAGCUGCACUCCUUGGGGAAAAAAAUACUACUAAAUACUUACUACUAAAUACUUACUGAAUAUGUCUGGUAAGUCAUAAUCAUGGUUAUUCAUGCUUGAAUGUGUCUAAACAGUACUGAUUCAGCAGCCAUUGUUGCUUUAUUUUUUGCAUUAAUUUGCUUUGGUACUCAUCAUUUUUUGAGUCUACAAACAGCACAAUAGAUCCAAACGGCAUUUUCAUCCACUCAGGUAUAUUUAGCUGUUUAAUUUUUUACGACAUACUUUCCAGACACAACGAUACAGCUCCAGUAAUUACUUGAGUGUGCUCUGACAACUGCAGCUGGGAACAGUGUUGAUAGUGCUAGGUUUUUAUUGUUAUUGUAUGGAUGGAUUCUUCUCAUUUCAUGUUCUAUAAGAUAAUUUUUUACCAAAUGAUAUUUUUUUACGCGCUGGUACAGCUCUGGAAUGUUGAAUUAUGUUUGCACUGAGAAUACUGACCAUGCCAUUUCUAUUGUGUACCAUCGAUUUCAUUUGCUAGAGACAAUUAGAUGCUUUUUUUUUUAAUUGCCCAAAAAUGAGCCAGUCAAUUAUGUAUUGGACAGUUUGUGUAAUUUGCCAGUAAAAAAAAAAAAAAAGAA
Messenger RNA from Epinephelus moara (kelp grouper), 2928 nucleotides. RefSeq names its product intercellular adhesion molecule 1-like. The record is from RefSeq and is a predicted model, not a curated record. Lineage: Eukaryota; Metazoa; Chordata; Actinopteri; Perciformes; Serranidae. Gene Ontology annotation, biological process: cell adhesion. Bases 290 to 1357 code for a protein of 355 amino acids. Gene Ontology annotation, molecular function: integrin binding. The transcript has 5 exons.